Molecule: messenger RNA, 3021 nt
Organism: Mercurialis annua (annual mercury)
Lineage: Eukaryota; Viridiplantae; Streptophyta; Magnoliopsida; Malpighiales; Euphorbiaceae
Product: probable splicing factor 3A subunit 1
Exons: 3
Coding region: 176-2632 (818 amino acids)
Biological process (GO): regulation of alternative mRNA splicing, via spliceosome; mRNA cis splicing, via spliceosome
Cellular component (GO): catalytic step 2 spliceosome; U2-type prespliceosome; U2 snRNP
Molecular function (GO): protein binding; RNA binding
Source: RefSeq, a predicted model, not a curated record
AACUAUACUAAAUUGGAGGGUAAAAUAAACCUUAGUUCAGAUUUACUACUACCAGCCCCCUCUAAACUUUUUUUUUUCUCUCUUUUUAGCCAGGCGCCGUUCCAAACUGUCUCGUGAUUGAGUUGUUUUAGUUGAUUACAAUCCAAUUAGCAUAUAAUACCCUAAGAAGAUUCCAAUGCUUAGCACAGCGCCAAUUCUGCGUCUUACGGCUCCAGAAGCUAAUGGCGAGAAUGGCUCAACCUCACCGCGGCAGCAAAGGCUUUCCGAGGAGGAGGAUAAAGAGGAUAGAAUGGUAAUUGACCAGCAGAGUAAAGCAACGGCGCCUGCGCCAGUUGCAACGCACACCAGAACUAUUGGGAUUAUUCAUCCGCCGCCUGAUAUUAGGAACAUUGUUGAUAAAACUGCUCAGUUUGUUUCCAAGAAUGGACCUGAGUUUGAGAAAAGGAUUAUGGCUAAUAAUGCCAACAAUGCGAAGUUCAACUUCUUGAAUUCUGCAGAUCCUUAUCACGCAUAUUAUCAACAUCGUUUGGCUGAGUUUCGCGCACAGAAUCAAUCUUCUUCGCAGCAGGUUUCUUCUGAGAACGAAGAUAAAGCUGCUUCUGAGUCGGCUCAAUCGAUUGUUGUUGCUGAUGGGGGUGAAGCAGCUGCUGGUGGGGCAGUAGCUCCAAAGGUUGAUCCUGCUGCGCAGUUUAGAAUACCUCUUCGGAAAGCUCCUGAACAGCCUGAAGCUGAGCAGUAUACUGUUCGUCUCCCUGAGGGGAUUACUGGGGAAGAGCUUGAUAUUAUUAAGCUUACAGCGCAAUUUGUUGCAAGAAAUGGGCAAUCAUUCUUGAAUGGCCUGACAAAUAGGGAGAUGAAUAAUCCCCAAUUCCACUUUAUGAAGCCAAAUCAUAGUAUGUUCAUAUUUUUUACUGGACUUGCCGAUGCGUAUUCGAAGGUUUUGAUGCCUCCCAAGGGAUUGACUGAGAAGUUGACUAAGAGCGUUUCUGAUAUGACAUCUGUUCUUGAACGUUGCUUGAAUCGUUUGGAGUGGGAGCGUUCUCAAGAGCAGGCGAGGCAAAAAGCUGAGGAUGAGAUUGAGCAAGAGAGGCUUCAAAUGGCUAUGAUUGAUUGGCAUGAAUUUGUUGUUGUUGAAACAAUUGACUUUGCAGAUGAUGAGGAUGAAGACUUGCCCCCUCCUAUGACCCUUGAAGAGGUUGUGAGGAGGAGCAAGAUAACUACUAUGGCUGAUGAUGAAUUCAUUGAGCCUGGAAAAGAGGUUGAAAUGGAAAUGGAUGAAGAAGAGGUGCAACUUGUUGAGGAAGGAAUGAGGGCAGCUAGUAUUGAAGAGAAUGACGGCGAGAGGGAUAGGAAGUCAAACGAUGAGCAUGAAGAACCUAUGAGAAUUGUGAAGAACUGGAAGAGACCCGAGGAUAGGAUCCCUGCAGAGAGAGACCCUACAAAGUUUGUUAUUUCUCCAAUUACGGGUGAGCUAAUUCCCAUCAAUGAGAUGUCCGAGCAUAUGCGGAUUUCAUUAAUCGAUCCCAAGUACAAGGAGCAAAAGGAAAGAAUGUUUGCCAAGAUUCGGGAAACAACUCUUGCUCAAGAUGAUGAGAUCUCUAGAAACAUUGUGGGACUUGCACGAACUCGUCCUGAUAUAUUUGGUACCACAGAGGAAGAAGUUUCAAACGCAGUUAAGGCAGAAAUUGAGAAGAUGAAAGAUGACCAGCCGAAGCAGGUCAUUUGGGAUGGUCACACUGGAAGUAUUGGACGUACAGCAAAUCAAGCUAUGUCUCAAAAUAUGAACGGAGAGGAUCAAAGUGAAGCUGCUGGCAUUGACUUCAGGACUCUUCCCGGUCCUGCAGCUCCUCCUCCGAGACCUGGUUUUCCAUCAGUUCGUCCUCUACCUCCACCACCGGGACUAGCUCUGAACCUCCCUCGGAUGCCUCCAAACACAGUCCAAUAUUCUAAUCAACAUCCUGGUGCAUUCUCUGUACCUCCACCAAGGCCACCGGGCAUGCCCAUGAUGUCCUCAAUUCGUCCGCCACAGCCUCCAAUGCCAAUGGCACCGGGACAGCAACCUAACAUGAUGAAUCGACCACCCCCCAUGCCUCCAUCCAUGUCAAUGAAUCCUCCAAGUAUGCCUGUGCCACCUCCGCCAGGUUCUCAGUUUACUACAUUGCCAAUCCCUCGUCCUUUUAUGCCUCCUGGUCCUCCAUCUAUGUCUAUGAUGCCUCCACCGCCGCCUUUGCCUAUUGGAAUGCCUCCGCCACCUCCUCCUGAGGACGCUCCUCCACCGCUUCCAGAUGAACCAGAGCCAAAGAGACAAAGGCUUGAUGAUCUCCUGCUUAUCCCAGAAGACCAGUUUUUGGCACAACAUCCGGGACCUGUACGAAUCACUGUUUCUGUACCAAGUGUUGAUGACGGAAAUCUCAAAGGACAAGUUCUGGAGAUUACAGUACAGUCCUUGUCUGAAAAUAUUGGAAGCUUGAAAGAAAAAAUUGCUGGAGAGAUCCAACUUCCUGCUAACAAGCAAAAACUAAGCGGAAAAGCUGGUUUUCUUAAGGACAAUAUGUCACUUGCGUACUACAAUGUUGGGGCAGGAGAUAUGCUGUCUCUUUCUUUGAGAGAGCGUGGUGGUAGAAAGCGAUAAGUGUGUUCAUUCACGUCCUCAUUUGAGGUUUUCUUUUAGUACUAUCUCGUCAAUGGAAGAGCAAUCACAUAUUGCUAUGAGACUCGGUCAUUUUUCUUUGAUGUUUUGCUGGAUUAUGUUGAACUUGUAUAGGUUAUUUUACAUGGCAUGUUGAUGUUUUGAAUUGUUAUAAUUUGACUGAUGGUCCAUGGUAUCUAAUACAGAUUCAGCAUCUUGGCGAGUUUCUCUUUAAGGGCAAUGGGAAAUUAGAGCACUUCCUUGUUGCUUAGGCAGAGCAAGCCAUCUGUUCUCACUAACUACUUUCCAUUUGGAGUUGGGUCUCCAGAACAUAAAUUGGUCAUUUGAUUGGACUUCUAAUCUCAUUUUUGUGGAUCUAAUUUGUUAGCUCA